GCAUGCGCGGCAGCUCCAACGGCUGCGGCCGACGUCACGCCGCCGCGGUCACGGGGAGAGCGGGCACGCGCGCGGCUGACAUCAGAGGGGAAGGUUCUGGCGCCGGGCGCGGGGAGCCGGCGGCACCAUGAAGAUCUGGACCUCGGAGCAUGUCUUCAACCACCCAUGGGAAACUGUAUUUAAAGCUGCCAUGCAAAAGUACCCCAAUCCCAUGAACCCGUGCGUUGUAGGAGUAGAUGUCUUAGAUCGGCACGUUGAUGACCAAGGCAAAUUGCAUAGCCAGAGGCUGCUCAGUACAGAAUGGGGGCUACCAUCUGUUGUUAAAUCACUCAUCGGCGCAUCCAGGACACGGACGUAUGUGCAAGAGCACUCCGUCGUAGAUCCCGUGAAAAGGACCAUGGAGCUAAGAUCUGCAAAUAUAACGCUAACAAAUUUAGUAUCGGUAGAUGAGCGGCUGGAGUAUAAACCACACCCGCAGGAUCCUGAAAAGACCAUCCUUACCCAAGAAGCUAUAAUCAGUGUAAAAGGAGUGAGUCUAAGCAGUUACAUGGAAGGAGUAAUGGCAAACACCAUCUCCGCUAACGCAAAUAAAGGCCGAGAAGCUAUGGAGUGGGUAAUUCACAAGUUAAAUGCUGAAAUUGAAGAGUUGGCGGCAUCUGCACGAAGUAUAAAAAUUCCAAUGGCUGCGUCAUCAGUAGAAUAAUAGAUAAGAUUUGUACAGAAAUACAACGCCUGCCUCCGGGCUAUUUUCGCCUAUUGCUUCCCACUGUGCAUUUUUUCUCCUCAUUUGCUGGAGAUCCAGAUCUAAGCAGAGUAAAGCAGCUUGGAUUUGAUUGAUUUCCGUUCCUGUGGGGGGGGGGGGGGGGGGGCGCGCGACACGGUACUUGAGAACAGCUGUGAUUGUGCCCCUGCUGGACGUCUUGAAUUGGAGUAGGUGCACAGGGGGAGGCACUGGGUUUUAAUAUUAAUAUGUAAAGUGUAAUUUUGGCAGAAGAAUUGGGAGAUGGCAAGGACUUGGCGGUGGGGGAGCCUGUUAUAAGUAAGUCAGUGUUGUGGUCCAUAAGCCUACACAGAUUAAGGACCUGACCGUAUUGGGCCAGUUCUUUGAAUAGAUCAGAAAGCAAUAAUUUCCUAGUGGAUUAAUUGGCAAAGUGGAAAAAUGGCCAAGUUUCCAUUCCUGAUUUCUAUCCAGCUGCUCCCACUGGAAUACAUACGUUUGUGUGCAUUAUGUUCAACAAUCUACUGAGAGUUGUUACCUAGAAUCACAACUUCUAAAUUGUCAUGUGCACGUUGCAUUGGAUGGUGGCAAACACCUGGUGGUAACCCAGCACCCGGCAGCCUCGGGUAGGGGCUGAGGUACAGGACACGCCCUUCAAUUUGGAGAAGUAUUUGCAGUUUAUGCUUGGUGGAAACCCUGAGCUAACUUGGGAUUUUUUUUCCCCAAAGUGAUGAAACUUGAGGAAAAAUUUAUUUAAACCUCCCAUAUAUCUAACAGCUCAACUAUUAGUUCCAGUCACCAAGUUUUGCUGACUGUUUUAAACUUUACUAUGAAAAUUAAAUAGUUGUAACAGUUCUAUCACUCACCCCAAUAUGUUACAACUAAUGGGCACCUACUGUAGAAAGAUGUCCUUUUCAGAAGGAUCAGUGCAUUUAUAUGAUGAUAGGAAGUCCCUGUAGGGAGCCCAAGGGUAUUCCCAAAGUCCAAAUAUAAACUUUGCAAUCAUGGUUUUGUAGAGUAUCACAAUUUUUGUGAAUCUCUGGUUCACACAUUUUUGAAAAUCUAUUUGUUUUGUCAGUGUUUAUUACUUGACCUUGAGAGAACUAAACCAUGUAGUUGCCAUAGAUUUUCUAUAUUGAGAUGUUAACAUUCCUAAAGCCUGAUAUUACUGGAAUUUUUCUGUAUGUUGAGGUACUAGGCUCCAGUUUUUUUUUUGAAAGAGAAGCAAUAACAAACUUCCCCUUUUAAUUUUGGUCUUCAUAGGAACACCCUCUGAUCCAGCAGUAAAUUAGUCCAAGGAAAUGGACUGUCCUUCCCCAGUUUGCAUUAUGUUUUAAAUUGUGGGGCCUUAGAAUAACUCUUGCACAUCAUUGACUGUCUCAGACUCCUGGUGUUAUGGCCGUUAAGGACAGUAUUGCUGGCUGAAUAUCUAGAAUGACCCUGUAGUCACUAGCUGAAACAAGAAAACAUAUUUUGUUCCAUGGUCCCAAUUCAAAUCGGUGAGUUUUAAAUGUGAAAAUUCCGGGAUCAGGCUGUGUGGAAAGGUGAGCCCUUUGCACUAUAAAGGCUAAAGGUGACACUUGAUAACUUCUAGACCUGAAUUGUGUUCUUUGUAAUUUGUUUCACUUCAAACGUGCUUUGAAUUUUAAAAGCAGUUACAAGUUUAAAAUUUAGAUUUCAUUUGCUGUUUGCAAGGUUCUGGUUCUAAGGCGAUUGUAAUCAUUUGCAGAAUUGUUUGGUGAAGUGAGCUUGGGAUAGUUGGGAACAAGUUCGUCUUUGGAUCAGGUGGUCCUAAGAGGAAUGAGUCCCACCCCUGCAUUGAUCAUCAGCAAAACAGCUUUCUUUUUUUUAAAAAAAAGCUUUACGUGCUAUUCAGUCAUGAAGGACCUUGAAAGUAUUUGACAAAGAGGAGGAGGUUUUCCCACUGUCUUGGCUACAUGUCUUCCCUUAAACCCUCACUUGUAAUUUGGGGGACCUUGCUAUGUGCAGUUUGCACAAUUUCCGACACAAGUCACUCCACGGUAAUUGAACUGUUUGAGAAGCUACUGAAUACAACCCUUUCUUUAAUAUUAGAAUUUCUAAAUCUGAACUACAGGGCAGUUUUAAGUUUGAGAAUCCUAUCUGAACUGCCUGAAGACUUGUCCUGUGUGAGCUCUCCUUUUGAAACUUCCUGAAGUGAUCUUGCUGAUCUACUCUAUAUAACCACUGUGGCACAGAGGUUUUAGCACCAACUGAUCCAUUGACUAUUAAAUGACGUUCUGUUUACUCCAAGGGACUCGGUUCUACUCAAUCUCCAUUAUGUUUGCAGGGAGUGCAAGCUCAGCUGUGGUACUGAUCUAUUUUGGUGGAACAAAGGUUGGCAGUAUAAUAUGGGAUGUCUGUGUUGCCAAUGUUUUGUUCCAGUACACUGAUGGAAACUUCAAUAUCUGACGCAGAGACCUAAAUGCAGCAGCAGCGUGCAGGGUACUUAGAGUAAUUGCUGCUCCAUGCGGGAUAAGUUACACAUCUAGCCAAACCUCAAUUCUUUUCUAUAAAUAACACUUUGUUAAUGUUAACUACGUUGAGGAUUUGAUGUGGAAUUUUGCACUGGGUAGAGUGGAGCUGCACACCUGGUUAAUAUAAAUAAUAAAAAAAAAUAAAGUUAGAAUUCUAUGUAAAAUUCCACUUUCAGAUGGUGAGUUUGUUACUCUGCUAUAGUUUGUAUGAUUCUACCGCUGAGAAAUCCCACUGUUGGGUAAGUGGAAGAGAAAGGUAGUUAAUAUUUAAGUCCACUAAAUUUCACAAGGACUUAUAAAAUAUCAUUGUGCCACCUCUGCACAGAUUUUAUUUGUUGCCAACAUGUUCUGUUUGUACUUCCAGUGUCUAUCACGUUGUUUUGAAUUUAUGGUCCCACCUAAAGUCAGGGGCAGUGCAGGACUGCCUGUGCUGUGUUUGAGAUGCUCUAGGGAUACCAAGGCUGAUAAUUUUCUGUGGGGGUUGGUGUUAUGAACAAGUUUAAAACAAAAUACAGGGUCAGAACUGGAAUCCAAGUUUUGGAGCAGCCAAGCAUCCCUAACUGCUCAUACCAUGAAAGGUAGGGUUCAGAAAGAAAUAGAUUUAUUUAGGGUCACACAAUAUUGUGAUGAGAGUAAAAGGUGUGAUUGGUAAGUGGGGCAUUUUUAGUGAGUUUUGGUUGGGACUAUUUGGUUUUGUUGUGAUACAAUGAACAUUGGUCUCUAGUCCACUCUGUAUCUACUUGUGUUCCUGUGCUCCUUUCGACACAAUGACCUGUGAUCUGGAACUUUUUACAACAAUGAAAAGACACAAAUGGAUUUUGUAUGUUGCUGGUAACAUGUAUUUAAUGUUUUGCUCGGUGAAGACUUGUUAACUUAAUGUGACCCAACAGGAAAAAAAAAGUUGAAUUAGGUUUGUUCAAUUGAAUCAUAAUGCAGUGUUUUAGUUUUUUAAAAUUUAUUUUCCUGUGUAAUACCUGUUAACUUGCAUAUCCAUGAAGGAUUUUUUGUAUGGAAUAUUUAUUUUAAUAGCACUGAACUAUAUUUCAAACUUCAGCCAAGUUGUUUAUCAUUUUUAACAAAACUGCUGUCAAUAAAAUUCUUAAAAUAUUGUAUCUAAA
Molecule: messenger RNA, 4331 nt
Organism: Pristis pectinata (smalltooth sawfish)
Lineage: Eukaryota; Metazoa; Chordata; Chondrichthyes; Rhinopristiformes; Pristidae
Product: PRELI domain containing protein 3B
Exons: 6
Coding region: 128-703 (191 amino acids)
Biological process (GO): phospholipid transport
Cellular component (GO): mitochondrial intermembrane space
Molecular function (GO): phosphatidic acid transfer activity
Source: RefSeq, a predicted model, not a curated record